Molecule: messenger RNA, 2584 nt
Organism: Oncorhynchus tshawytscha (Chinook salmon)
Lineage: Eukaryota; Metazoa; Chordata; Actinopteri; Salmoniformes; Salmonidae
Product: protein lifeguard 1
Exons: 7
Coding region: 263-1216 (317 amino acids)
Biological process (GO): negative regulation of apoptotic signaling pathway
Cellular component (GO): endoplasmic reticulum; membrane; Golgi apparatus
Source: RefSeq, a predicted model, not a curated record
CAGAUCUGAAAAAUAUGUGAUCGGUCAAAACAAUUGGGCUGCUUGUGUAAACGCAGCCUUAGUUCCUCUAAUCACCAUCAGUGACAGUUUGGUUCAGGAAAUAACACAAAUGGGCACAGGCUGCUAAAGGUAGAUGUUCCAGAGUCUGUCUGAGCCAAGCAGCAAUUGACAGUCUGUGUGUAGGUUAGAUCAACAGGAAGGACAGUACGGUCAUUGAAGUUCAAGUGAAACCCAGGUGUAAAGGAGACUACACUCUGCCAGAAUGACAGAUGCUCAGAAUUACUCCAUGCCCACAGAGUCUCAGGAUGCCCUGAACUCUAACCUGCCACCCCCUUACCCCCAUGGGGAAACUCAAGUGGACCCCAUGCCACCAUACAUACCACCGCCCUACUCUGCAGCUCCAUCCAUGUAUCCUCCAUCCCCCUACCCCCCAGUCCUGUACCCACCACAGGCAGGGGUAGACAUGGGAACUCUCCCCCCUGGAGAGUGUAACCCUUUGGGAGAACCAGGAUCGUCUUCACCAGAGGCAGACGCCGCCCUAUUGGUGUCAUCUUUUGAUGACAAGACCAUAAGGAAGGCGUUUAUCAGAAAGGUGUUCAGUGUCGUGACCCUGCAGUUGCUGGUGACCUUCAGCAUCGUGUGUGUGUUCACGUUCUCCAGUGUGGUGAGGGCGGCGGUGCAGAGCAACAUCUGGAUCUACCUCAGCUCAUACAUCCUGUUUGCUGUGGUGGCCAUCUCCCUUAGCUUCUCCAAUUCCUUCAGCAGAAGCCAUCCCUGGAACCUGGUGGGACUGUCAGUGGUCACUCUCACCCUAUCUUACUUGGUCGGCACUGUGGCCUCAUUUCACAAUACCACUGCUGUAGUCAUCGCCAUGGGAGCAACAGUGGCGAUCUCCUUCACCAUCAUCAUCUUCUCAGCCCAGACUCGAGUGGACUUCACAAUUUGUAAUGGCAUCCUGCUGGUGCUGGCAGUGGACCUUCUCAUGUUCAGCUUCUUCUGCUGUUUCUUCUACUCCAAUGUGCUGCAGAUAGUCUAUGGAUCUCUGGGAGCCCUGCUCUUCUCACUGUUCUUGGCGAUUGACUGCCAGCUGGUGAUGGGCAGGCAGAAGUACGCUCUAGAUCCAGAGGAGUAUGUGUUUGCUGCCCUGAUCCUGUACCUGGACAUCAUUAACAUCUUCCUCUAUCUGCUCAUCAUAAUGGGAGGCUCCAGCAAAUAGUCAACACCUGGCAGAAACCUACAAUGACACACAUAUGUAGCUAUAGUCCGUAGCACUCCAAACUAGAGCUGGGCAAUAUUGACAAAAAUCCAUAUCGCGAUAAAUUGCAUGAAUUGAUGCGAUAACGAUAAAUAGAAUGAUACGUUUAUAACAAUGUGCGCCAUUCUUUUUUGUAUCCUUUAAAACUACUACUACUAGUUUGAUGGUUGCAGUCAUCAAUUGUCCCAUUAACAAUCAUCCAUAUUAGCAAACUUAUUUAGUUUCAAACAUCACAUUUCUUGAGCCUUUGGGUCCAGGCUUGUAGGGGGCCCAAGAGGCACAAAAAAAAGGAAAUACAUACAGUAUAUAUAGGUAAAAUAUACAUAUUUUUUACUACAACCACCAAACACAGGACUCAGGAGCCCGCUCUCAAUGAAUAUAGACAUCCUUCUGCCACUCUGCUAAUCAUCAGAUGGGGGAAGAGAGGAAGUAGGGGGCCCACAUGUGUAAAACACUUUAGUUGCCCCGCUACACAUUUUGCCAUGGGGCGGAGAGUCAUUUUUGCAGUUUUAAAGCUAAUUACCUGCAAUUCUACACAUUUUGCCAUGACUUAUGCCAUGUUAAUGAUAUCUCAGUGAGAGUGAAUAACAAAAUCAAAGGAGGCCCCCAGGAGGUCAGGGCCCCUGGGCAUGUGCCCUGCAUGCAGCCAUGAUUAUUACAGGAUUAGAUAGUCUAGCCAGCUAACUUGUCUAAAAAGUGUUAGCUGACAUGGCUUAUUGAAUGACUGUCAGUAAACAGGUUUCCAUCCAAUAUUUUUUUGCAAGAAAAAUACAUGUCACAUAAAACAUUUUAUGACAGGCCUGAUGGAAACAGCAAAUUUGUUGGUAAACUUUCCAAAUGUUGACUAAACUAAAUAUGCUAGACAAGGUGGGAUCUUUUUGUGUCGGUAAAAUUAAUAAUGCGCGAAAUGGCAGUGGAAACUCUUUUAAGCACAAAUAUAAUAGCCAUCAUAUCGAUGUAGACUUGAAGUCAUGCGAUGACAUGUUGUGUUAUUCUCCCACUACGACUUGGGAAACCAUGCAGUUUAUUAGGCAACAAGUUAAAUAAAUUCUGAUGAACUUUACAGGGUGGUGAAAGUGCAAGGUGAUGAGCUUUAUGCUCCUUUCCAAUAAAUACAAUGGUUCUUAUUCUGGUGACAUGAUGAUAGAUGCUUAGCUGCCGUUUGACAAAUAAAAUAAUCUUGCUCUUUAGUCCAUAUUAAUAACACCAUGUAGGCUACACACACAUUGUAUAUACAGUGCAUUCGGAAAGUAUUCAGACCCCUUCGCUUUUUCAACAUUGUUACGUUACAGCCUUAUUCUAAAAUUGAUACAUUUAAUUUUUCCCUCA